AGGGCAUUUCCCUAACUUUUUUUUUUCCUUCUCCCUUUCUCAUAAGGCUAUAGUUCAAUAUUGCAUUCCGGGGCACACAUCCUGCCUCAAAUUCCGACUCCGGGCUCCUCGACGUCGUGGCACUCCAAUUGUCGCAAGCCCCUACUCUGGAGUGCACACCAGGACUUUUGACCUGGAUACAAGGACUAGAUCCCUCUGCUCGGCCCGGGUCCAUUCCGCCAGUCAGUGAGAGUGAGAGGCGACGCGGCGGUACUACCCGAGGAGGGAUAGCCACAUCGUCAAAUGGGAUCAGGGAAGCUGGCCCAGGUGCUGCUGGGAUGGGCCGCAUUCCACGUGGCUUAUGGUGACACUGCAAACGGACCGUACCAAGCCAGCCGUUUCACCGGCGCUGUGGACCAGAGAGAGGUGCAGCGGGUUCGACGCCGUGGCCAAGAGACCCUGAGAGGGCCCAAUGUGUGUGGCUCUCGCUUCCAUUCCUACUGCUGCCCGGGCUGGAAGACUCUGCCAGGAGGGAACCAGUGUAUUGUUCCAAUUUGCAGGAAUUCGUGUGGCGAUGGCUUCUGUUCAAGACCAAACAUGUGCACCUGUUCCAGUGGCCAGCUCUCUCCCAGCUGUGGAUCAGGAGGAGGAAUCCAAUCCUGCAAUGUCCGGUGCAUGAAUGGAGGCAGCUGUGCAGAGGACUCGUGCUCCUGCACAAAGGGCUUCACAGGCAACCACUGUGGACAGCCCGUGUGCGAGAACGGCUGCCAGAAUGGAGGCCGCUGCAUCGGGCCCAACAGAUGCGCCUGUGUCUACGGUUUCACUGGCCCGCAGUGCGAGAGAGACUACAGGACGGGGCCGUGUUUCACCCAGGUGAACAACCAGAUGUGCCAGGGUCAGCUCAGUGGAAUCGUCUGCACCAAGACCCUCUGCUGCGCCACCAUUGGUCGAGCGUGGGGCCACCCCUGUGAGCAGUGCCCCGCCCAGCCACACCCCUGCAGGCGAGGCUUCAUCCCCAACAUCCGCACUGGAGCCUGCCAAGAUGUGGACGAAUGCCAGGCGGUGCCAGGUCUUUGUGCCGGAGGUAAUUGCAUCAACACCGUGGGAUCCUACGAGUGCAAAUGUCCCGCCGGCCACCGCCAGAGCGAAACAAGCCACAAAUGUGAAGACAUUGAUGAAUGCAGCACCAUCUCCGGUGUGUGCGAUGGAGGAGAAUGCACCAACACUGCCGGUAGCUAUGUCUGCACCUGCCCGCGCGGCUACAUCUCCAGCACUGAUGGCUCCAGAUGUGUGGAUCAGCGCGUGGGAACCUGUUUCUCCGCUCUGGCUAACGGCCGCUGUGCGGCGGAGCUGAACGGUCAGUACACCAAGAUGCAGUGCUGCUGUGACACAGGACGCUGCUGGGCUUUGGGACAGAUCCCCGAGAUGUGCCCCGUCAGGGGGUCCGACGAAUUCAGGCGUCUGUGCAUUGUGGGCGUUGCUCAAGGACACGGCCUCCCUCACGUCUACCCCAACGGACACUUCCCCAACACCAACGGGAACGGGUACAACUACGGAUACAAGUUCCCCAGUGUACCAAAUGGUAACGGCAAUGGAGGCAAUGGUGGCAACGGCGGAGUGGGCUUUGGUGGGAACGGUGGGAGCUUUGGAGGUAACGGGGGAAGCUUUGGAGGCAAUGGAGGAGGACACCAACACAUAGGCACCGUUUCUGUGAACGACACCAUUGACGUGUGCAAACAUUUCACCAACCUGUGUCUCAAUGGACGCUGCAUUCCGACGCCCACCAGCUACCGAUGCGAGUGCAACAUGGGCUACAAACAGGAUGUUCGGGGGGAGUGUAUCGAUACGGAUGAGUGCGUGAGUAAUCCAUGCAUCAAUGGAGACUGUGCAAACACCCCUGGAGGGUACCACUGCAAGUGCCACGAGGGUUUCAGCGGAACCCCCACCAAACAAGCAUGCAAUGAUAUUGACGAGUGCAUUGUGAACGGUGUGAUGUGUCGCAACGGCCGCUGUGUCAACACAGAGGGAAGCUUUCAGUGUAUUUGCAAUGCCGGCUUCGAGCUCACUCCUGAUGGGAAGAACUGCAUCGAUCACGACGAGUGCGCCACCACCAACAUGUGUCACAACGGCAUGUGUAUCAACGAAGACGGCAGCUUCAAGUGCAUCUGCAAGCCGGGCUUUGCUUUAGCACCUAACGGACGCUACUGCACCGACAUCGACGAGUGUCUAACUCCUGGCAUUUGCAUGAACGGACGCUGCAUAAACUCCGAGGGCUCCUUCCGCUGCGAGUGCCCCCCAGGCCUGGCCAUCGGUGUGGACGGGAGAGUGUGUGUGGACACGCACAUGAGGACCACUUGCUACGGCGCCAUAAAGAUGGGCACGUGCUCGCGGCCGUUCCCUGGCGCAGUGACCAAGUCGGAGUGCUGCUGCGCCAACGCUGAACACGGCUUUGGGGAGCCUUGCCAACCCUGCCCCUCCAGAAACUCAGCCGAGUUCCAGGCGGUUUGCAGCAGUGGUAUUGGCAUCACAGCUGAUGGCAGAGACAUCAAUGAGUGUGCCCUGGACCCAGACAUUUGUCAGAACGGCAUUUGUGAGAACUUGAGAGGAAGCUACCGCUGCAUCUGUAAUAUCGGCUACGAGUCUGACACCAGUGGAAAAAACUGUGUUGAUAUCAACGAGUGCCUAGUGAACCGUCUGCUUUGUGACAACGGCCUCUGCAGAAACACUCCGGGUUCCUACACCUGCUCGUGUCCUAAAGGAUACGUCUUCAAACCCGACUCAGAGACCUGCGAAGAUAUCAACGAAUGCGAUUCCAGCCCGUGCAUCAAUGGAGCGUGUCGCAACGUGGCCGGGUCCUUCAACUGCGAGUGCACCCACGGCAGCAAACUGGACUCCACAAACACCAUCUGCGUGGACAGCAUGAAGAGCACAUGCUGGCUGACGAUACAAGACAACCGCUGCGAGGUGAACAUCAACGGGGCCACGCUGAAGUCCGAGUGCUGCUCCACCCUGGGGGCGGCCUGGGGCAGCCCCUGUGAACCCUGCGAGAUCGACACUGCUUGCUCUCGAGGGUUUGCACGUAUGAAGGGCCUCGUCUGUGAAGACAUCAAUGAGUGCGAGGUGUUCCCGGGAGUGUGCACAAAUGGCCGCUGUGUGAACACCCAGGGCUCGUUCCUCUGCGAGUGCGCCGAGGGUCUCACACUGGACAGCACCGGACGCACAUGCGUGGAUACGCGUAGUGAGCAGUGCUACUUGAAGUGGCACGAGGACGAGUGCGGCGAGCCGCUGCCGGGGAGAUACCGCGUCGACAUGUGCUGCUGUUCGGUGGGUUCGGCCUGGGGCGUCGACUGCGAGGAGUGUCCCAAACCAGCCACCGCCGAGUACAAAGCCAUCUGCCCCAGAGGGCCCGGCUUUGCCAACAGAGGAGAAAUUCUGACCGGCAGGCCGUUCUACAAAGAUGUGAAUGAGUGUAAGGUGUUCCAGGGCCUGUGCACACAUGGAAAUUGCCGUAACACCAUCGGCAGCUUCAAGUGUCGCUGCAACAACGGUUUCGCUCUGACCGCAGAGGAAAGGAACUGCACGGACAUCGACGAGUGCCGCAUCUCCCCGGACCUGUGUGGUCACGGUGCUUGUGUCAACACACCCGGCAGCUUUGAGUGUGAAUGUUUCGAGGGAUACGAGAGCGGUUUUAUGAUGAUGAAGAACUGCAUGGACAUUGAUGAAUGUGAGAGAAAUCCCCUGUUGUGCCGUGGAGGAACCUGCCUGAACACAGAAGGGAGUUAUGAAUGUGAAUGUCCCCCCGGACACUCACUCAGCAACGAUGGCUCUGCCUGUGAAGAUGUGAACGAGUGCCAGCUGAGUGACAACUUGUGCAAGCAUGGCCAGUGUAUCAACAUGCCGGGGACCUACCAGUGCUCCUGUGACACGGGCUACCAGGCCACUCCGGACCGACAGGGCUGUGUUGAUAUUGAUGAAUGCACCAUUAUGAACGGAGGCUGCGAAACGCACUGCACCAACUCCGAGGGCAGCUAUGAGUGCAGCUGUAGUGAGGGCUACGCUCUUAUGCCUGACCUAAGGACCUGCGCAGAUAUUGAUGAGUGUGAGGAAACUCCAGAUAUCUGUGACGGAGGCCAGUGCACCAACAUUCCGGGGGAAUACCGCUGUCUGUGUUACGAUGGCUUCAUGGCCUCCAUGGACAUGAGGACGUGUAUUGAUGUGAACGAAUGUGACUUGAACCCAAACAUCUGUCUCCACGGCGACUGCGAGAACACCAAAGGCUCUUUCAUCUGCCACUGCCAGCUGGGUUACAUUGUCAAGAAGGGAUCCACUGGCUGCACAGAUGUUGAUGAAUGUGAGAUCGAGGCUCAUAACUGCGACAUGCAUUCCGCGUGCAUCAACGUCCCCGGAAGCUUUAAAUGCCGCUGUCGAGACGGCUGGGUGGGAGACGGCAUCAAGUGUGUGGAUCAGGACGAGUGCUCUCUAGAGGACCACAACUGCAACCCCAAUGCAGACUGUGUCAACACACCAGGAUCAUACAGGUGUACGUGCAAGAGCGGCUUCAAUGGAGAUGGAUUUUCAUGCUCUGACAUGGAUGAGUGUGCAGACAACGUGAACCUGUGUGAGAACGGACAGUGUUUGAAUGCUCCAGGCGGCUACCGCUGCGAGUGCGAAAUGGGCUUCACUCCGACAGAAGACAGCAAGGCCUGUCAAGACAUCGAUGAGUGUAAUUUCCAAAACAUCUGUGUGUUUGGAACGUGCCAGAACCUUCCAGGGAUGUUCCGCUGUGUGUGUGACGAUGGUUACGAACUGGACCGCAGCGGAGGAAACUGCACUGACAUCAACGAGUGUGCGGACCCCGUGAACUGCAUCAACGGGCUGUGUGUGAACACUCCCGGGAGCUACCUGUGUAACUGCCCAGCCGACUUUGAGCUCAACCCCACGGGAGUGGGCUGCGUGGACACCCGUGUUGGCAACUGCUACCUGGAGGUUCUCUGGCGCGGCGACGGAGGAAUCUCCUGCAGCGCGGAGAUCGGCGUGGGUGUGAUCCGAGCGUCCUGUUGCUGCUCCGAGGGAGGAGCCUGGGGAAACCCUUGUGAACUGUGCCCCAGCCCCAACUCCACGGAAUACAAGACUCUCUGUCCAGGAGGAGAAGGAUUCAGACCCAACCCCAUCACGGUUAUCCUGGAAGAUAUUGAUGAGUGCCAGGAGCUGCCAGGUCUCUGCCAAGGUGGCAACUGUAUUAACACCUUUGGUAGUUUCCAGUGUGAGUGUCCAGCAGGCUACUAUCUCAAUGAGGAGACACGCAUCUGUGAGGAUAUUGACGAGUGCACAACUCACAUCGGGAUCUGUGGACCAGGUACCUGCUACAACACUCUGGGCAACUACACCUGCGUGUGUCCUCCCGAGUACAUGCAGGUCAAUGGAGGAAACAACUGUAUGGACAUGAGGAAGAGUGUGUGUUACCGUAACUUCAACGACACGUGUGAGAACGAGCUUUCCUUCAACAUGACCAAGAAGAUGUGCUGCUGUGCCUACAAUGUGGGAAAAGCCUGGAACAAGCCGUGUGAGGCCUGCCCGACUCCCGCCACCAACGAGUACCAGUUACUGUGUGGUAACAUGGCUCCUGGCUUCAUCAUCGACAUCCACACCGGCAAGCCGAUCGAUAUUGACGAGUGCAGGGAAAUCCCUGGCAUCUGUGCCAGUGGAGUGUGUAUCAAUCAGAUCGGGAGCUUCCGCUGUGAAUGUCCAAUGGGCUUCAGCUACAACAACAUACUGCUCAUCUGCGAAGAUAUUGAUGAGUGCAACAGCGGGGACAACCUGUGCCAGCGCAACGCCAACUGUAUCAACAUUCCAGGCAGCUACCGCUGCGAGUGCUCGCCCGGCUUCAAACUGUCCCCCAGCGGGGCGUGUUUGGAUCGUAAUGAGUGCCAGGAAAUUCCCAAUGUGUGCAGCCAUGGAGAAUGUAUCGACACACAGGGAAGCUAUCGCUGCCUCUGCCACAACGGCUUCAAGGCCACCGCUGACCAGACCAUGUGCAUGGACAUCGAUGAGUGUGACAGACAGCCAUGUGGCAACGGUACCUGUAAGAACACGGUGGGAUCCUACAACUGCCUCUGCUUCCCCGGCUUUGAGCUCACACACAACAACGACUGCAUGGACGUGGAUGAGUGCAGUGCACUCCAGGGCCAGGUGUGCAGGAACGGACAGUGUAUCAACGGACUCGGCUCCUUCCAGUGCCUCUGCCACGAGGGCUAUGAGAAUACCCCGGAUGGGAAAAACUGCGUUGAUAUCAAUGAGUGCGUGAGUCUACCUGGCACUUGCUCUCCGGGAACUUGUCAGAAUCUGGACGGAUCUUUCAGAUGUAUCUGCCCUCCUGGCUACGAGGUGCAGAAUGACCAGUGUAUAGAUAUCAACGAGUGUGAGGUGGAGCCUAACAUCUGUCAGUUUGGCACCUGCACAAACACCCCUGGUAGCUUCCAGUGCACCUGCCAGACGGGCUUCGUACUCUCUGAAAACAAACGGCGCUGCUACGAUACCAGGGAGAGUUUCUGUUUUACAAAAUUCGAGGCAGGAAAAUGCUCCGUCCCUAAAUAUUUGAACAACACCAAGGCCAAGUGCUGCUGCAGCAAGAUGCCUGGAGAGGGCUGGGGACUCCCCUGUGAGCUGUGCCCACGCGAGAGCGAGGCUGCUUUUAGAACUCUGUGUCCCUUCGGCCACGGAGCCCUACCUGGACCGGGAGAUGCUCGUGAGGAUAUGAAUGAAUGUCUGGAUAAUCCAGGAAUCUGCCAGAAUGGUAUCUGCAUCAAUACAGAUGGCUCGUUCCGCUGUGAAUGCCCCUUCGGAUACAACCUGGAUUACACUGGAGUCAACUGUGUUGACGCUGACGAGUGCUCUAUAGGAAACCCGUGUGGAAACGGAACCUGCACCAAUGUUGUGGGUGGUUUUGAGUGCUCGUGCCAGGAGGGCUUCGAACCCGGAUCCAUGAUGACCUGUGAAGACAUCAACGAGUGCUCCCAGAAUCCUCUGCUGUGUGCCUUCCGGUGUGUUAACACCUUUGGUUCCUACGAGUGCAUGUGUCCCGGUGGCUACGUGCUGCGAGAUGACCAACGCAUGUGCAGAGACCAAGACGAGUGCUCUGAGGGUUUGGACGACUGUGACUCCAGGGGCAUGACCUGCAAGAACCUGAUCGGUACCUUCAUGUGCAUCUGCCCUCCUGGCAUGCAGCACAGACCGGACGGAGAGGGAUGUAUGGACCUGAACGAGUGCCGGGCCAAGCCUGGCAUCUGCAAGGACGGACGCUGCGUCAACAAAGUGGGAAGCUACCGCUGCGAGUGCAACGACGGCUUCGAGUCGAGCUCCACCGGAACCGAAUGCAUUGACAACCGAAGGGGCUACUGUUACACGGAGGUUCUGCAGACCAUGUGCCAGCAGUCCUCCACUAACAGGAACAGCGUGACCAAGUCCGAGUGCUGCUGCAACACGGGCCGAGGCUGGGGCACCCAGUGCGAGCUCUGCCCGUUGCCCGGCACCGUGCAGUACAAGAGGAUGUGCCCGCUCGGACCCGGCUACACCACCGACGGCAGAGACAUCAACGAGUGCCAGGUGAUGCCGGAUCUGUGUCGGAACGGCCAGUGCAUCAACACCAUCGGAUCCUUCCGCUGUCACUGCAACGUGGGCUACAAAACCGACUUCACCGGAACCUCCUGCGUUGAUAUGGACGAGUGCGCGUUGUCUCCGAAGCCGUGUAACUUCCUGUGUAAAAACACGGAGGGCAGCUACCUCUGUUCCUGCCCCAGAGGAUACAGCCUGCAGCCCGAUGGAAAGACCUGCAAAGAUCUGGAUGAAUGUUCGACCAAGACUCAUAACUGCCAAUUCCUGUGCGUCAACACCAUUGGAGGCUUCACCUGCAAGUGUCCCCCCGGCUUCACGCAGCACCAGACUGCCUGCAUCGACAACAAUGAGUGUUCCGCUCAGAACAGCGGCUGUGGUUCCCGGGCCUCUUGUGUCAACACGCCUGGGAGCUUCAACUGUGAAUGCAGUAAAGGCUUCUCCUUGGACAACACAGGCAUGGAGUGUGAGGAUGUGGACGAGUGUGGCAGCAACCAUCGCUGUCAGCACGGCUGUCAGAACAUGAUGGGAGGUUUCCGCUGCGGCUGUCCUCAGGGCUACGUGCAGCACUACCAGUGGAACCAAUGCGUGGAUGAAAACGAGUGUCAGGCCUCGACGGUGUGUGGCUCCGCCUCCUGCUACAACACACUGGGCAGCUUCAAGUGCGUGUGUCCGUCUGGCUUUGACUUUGCGCAGGGCGCCGGCGGCUGCCAAGAUGUGAAUGAAUGUAGCAGGAGUAACAACCCCUGUAUCUACGGCUGCUCCAACACCGACGGGGGCUACCAGUGCGGCUGCCCGGGAGGUUUCUACCGGGCCGGACAGGGUCACUGCAUGACGGGCUCAGGUUUCCCAGGCCAGUUUGAGGAGGGCGAUGAAGAUGACAGUCUGUCUCCUGAGGCCUGCUACGAGUGUAAGAUCAACGGAGGAGGAAAGAACGGGCGACACAAGCGCAAUGCUGAUGAAAACGAUCUCAACCAGGAGCCAGCAGUAAGCAUGGCCAGCAUAGACACCCAGGCCUCCAUCCCCAUGAACCUGUCUCUGGCCUCCCUGCACAACAAGGAGCCUCUGCUGGAGCUCCUGCCCGCCCUGCAGCCCCUGGAGCACCACGUGCGCUACGUCAUCACCCACGGCAACGCCAAGGAACACUUCCGCCUGCUGGAAAGACGCGACGGAAAGAGCGUGCUCCGGCUCGGCAAGAGGUUUCCCCCGGCGGGAUCCUACCGGCUGGAGAUCGCCAGCCUGCGACUGUACGGCCCCCGGAGACUACACCAGCUGGAGGAGCAGCACGACAGCGACUACCUACAGGGGGAAAUGGGAGACGCCCUGCGCAUCAAGCUCCUCAUCCACCUGCACUGAGCUCGGGCUGCGCUCGCGAUCCCUUUCUGGACUGAUUCCUACAGCCUUUGAGUUUUAACCUUCCCUUUUAUCCGAUUAACUCCUCCGCCGACGAACCAUCCUCAACAGCAGGGGUAGUAAUCCACGGCUAUGAAAGACUGAGUCAAUCAGCCCAACUCUACCACCACUUUGUUACUGUUUAUGUUAUUAUAUGUUCCUGUUUUGUCUGUCUGUUGGUUUUUACCCCCCUCCCUCCCCACUUGCAUCUGACCCAGUACCCAUUCUCCAUUGAGAGAGCCAGCGGAGGAGAUGGCAGAGAGGUGCCCUAGUGCUUGGACCAUAGCCCUCUAAUAAAGACAAAAUGACAGGAAGGUGGUUCACAAGUCCAUGAAGCACAAAACUAGGAAUUACACAGAAACAUAAAUUAAGUGCUGAGAGUGGCCAGAACUGUCUCAAUGCAACUUGUGUUGUAGUAAUCAACUCACACGCAGGAUAUAAAGCAAAGUUUCUGUUUAGUGUUGUAAAGAAGUGAUAUCGCGCCUUAAUUUAAGGGGUUAGAUGCCGCCGCAGUGGUUCAAGGACUUUCUCACCUCUCUGUAAUCUUAGGAAGAAAUACACAACACUGGGGACAAGGUUUGUCACGUCGGCCCCUCUCAGUAUUGUCGUGUGUCAUUUAAUGUAUUUGUGCUGUUUGAAAAAUGUUAACACGAAGGACUGCAACAUUUACACAGCAUUUCAGGUUCUUUGGUCCAUAGCGGUCUUUUUCAAAAGCUGGAUGACAACCAAUUUCAGACGAGAGAACAGCGAGCUGUGUUCUUCUCCGACGUCACUGACUUCCGUCCUGCCCGCAAGCAGCGGCAAGCAGGCGAUAGCGUGUUUGCGCCGUGUGUGCUGUCAUGUUUGGUUACCUCAGUAAUUCUCACAUCAUGCUGUGAUGCUUUAAAACAAAAGAGGGGGGCUAGUAGCCCUCAGCAUGCAUCAGAAGCAGGGGAAUAUAACAGCUCGUAGCUCGUAGACUUUAAAGAAGAUCAAUCAGGUCAAGUUGUAUUUAUCCAUGUAGGGAUUAAGACUUCAGGUGCACUGAUUCUGGACCUGAGAGCCAUCUUUUUCCUUAAGUCCAAAGCUUUUUCCUCUUGUUGGCUGUCAGAAUUGUGUAGCUACUCCUGGGUUUUUGCAUUGUUCAAACGAACCCCGGAUCACAAAUGCUUCAGGGUAACAGAGCUGCAGCUGACCAUGAGCUGACUUCAUGACUUGAGCUUGAUGCCUGAGCGUCCGAGCCUCGUUUACAACGCAAAGAGACACACAGCUGACUUGAGAAACGGUCUCAAAGGAACAAGACAUGUUAGCCUAAGCUGUAACCGAAGGUAGUGCUUUACAGCGUAGGGGCGCGCACACAGGUGAACACGCAACCUUACAACACAACAAAUAUCCAUCAGGUCGUCCUUCAUUUCUCGUGAUGUGUUUUCUCUCAAAGAGAAAAGCGGUGCUAGUUGUUACCAUCUCUUACCAUGUACAAAGAAAGUGCAGUCUGGAAUCGGGAUUGCAAAAUUUACUUCUUUUUUUUUUCCGAGGAUUUAUUGUUCAUUGUGUAUGUCUGUGUUUUGUAUUGUCUCAGUGCUGAAAAAACAACAUUUAGAAACUUGCUUCUUGAAAAUGAAAUUGUAUAUUUUUAAGUGAAAUGUAGAUGUGUUUUUGUGAAUGCCGAGGCUGCCGAUACGAACGCAUACAGUAAACCCGAAAUCAAAGGCUUUUAUGUGCUGAGAAAUAAAAGAAGCAAGAACCAACAAAAGCAAACGCAAAUAUGUUUUUGUUUGUAUUGUUCAAAACCACUGUCACCGGUAAAAAUGGGUUGUCAGCAAAUUAAACCAGAACACAUCAGACUUAACAGUAAUUAACAUUCCCAUCAUCGAUUAUCUCUUUGUGGCCUGCACCAAAACCAUUGUCAUCAUUUUUGUCUUAACAGUAAAGGUUGCACUGCCCCACAGCCUAUGUAAUGUUUAUAACACAUAACCAUCUUUCUUACCUGGGAACCUUUGUGUACUAUCUUUAUUUUCAGUUUGUCAUUUUUCUUUUUUCUGCCACCAUGUUUAAAAAAAAGGCAGCGUUUUGUGUGUGCUUACUGUAUCUCAGCCUCAGUGUCAGACUUGAAAAGAAACUGUCGUCAUCGUCAUCUGCUUGCAUUGCAAGGUUUGCUUUAUAGUUUAGAAAUAAGGAGCCUGUUGUAGUUAACAUGUCCAGCAUAAGAUAAAAGCUGGAAUGACAAUCACCCAGUCACACCAUAUCUAUUAGCUGACAAUCAAUAAAUCAAUCAGCCAUCAUGGAACAUCUUUAAAUAUGCUGGAUGUUUUUUGUCUUUUACAGUUGAAAACCAAAGAUGUAUAACACAUAUGUCAGUCUGUAAAAUUGAUUUUUGAUUCACAAAACAUUGUAAACGUUUGUCCAGUGACAUUAAUGGCAAUAAAGUAUUGUGGGGUAUAUUUUUAA
Messenger RNA from Gasterosteus aculeatus aculeatus (three-spined stickleback), 11406 nucleotides. RefSeq names its product fibrillin 3 (gene fbn3). Gene Ontology annotation, molecular function: calcium ion binding. The record is from RefSeq and is a predicted model, not a curated record. NCBI's taxonomy places the organism in Eukaryota, Metazoa, Chordata, Actinopteri, Perciformes, Gasterosteidae.